GCAAAAGGCGGCAUUUUUGUUGUUGUCAGAUUCAUCGCGCGAAACAUGUUGAUUUUAUUGAACUUGGUGUAGCUUUGCGAAAUUUUUAAAUUCGUGGAUAAAUAGUUGGCUCGCAAUGGUUUAACUUCUUGAAAACCAUGAGUGACAACCUCGAUCUAGAGGAGCAGAGGCUCCUCCGACGCAAGAAAAAAUCCUCGGAAGCUGGCAAUUUACAACAGCUGGCAGAAACAUGUCGCAAACUGGGAGACCUGUACUGCGACCGUGGCGAACAUCUGAAAGCCCUGAACGAGUACAAAUUGGUGGCGAAAGCCUUCCAUAACCUGAAGAUGCCGAUGGAUGUGGGUCGGGCAAAUCGUUUAGUUGGAGAGAUGUUCAUGUUGCUGGAUGAGUUCGAGAAGGCUCUUCAGUACGAGAAGGUCUACCUCGACAUUGCACGGAAUGAAAACGACAAGGUUGAACUGCAGAGAGCUUAUGUUACGAUCGGGAGGACUUAUCUACUGAAAGGCCAGGGUAGCGAUGAUCCGGUUGUGUCAAAAGAAUCGCUGUCUGAAGCUGAAAGGUCCUUCGUGAAAGGCUUGAAGCUGUGCCGUGAACUGAAGGAGGUCGGUAAACUGGAGCAAUCCGAUAUGGAGGCAAGAGCUAUCCUGAAUCUCGGUGUGACAAAAGAACACCAGGGAGAGUUAAACGAAGCAGUCGAGUACAUGGAAAAGGCUACAAAAAUUGCACAAAGCAAUGAUAUUCUGGAUUUGGUGCAUUUGUGUUUGAUGGCCACUGCACAGCUGUUCAGUGGAAAAUUGAACAAUUCGGCCAAAGCACUGAAGCUGCUCAACGAAGCUUUAGAAGUAGCAUCUAGGCUUAGCAAUAAAACAGCAAAAAUGUGCGAGACGCUAUCGGCAAAGGCGGAUGCAAUCAUCAAAUUAGGGGAUUUUCAGAGUGCUAAAAAAGCUCUUAAAACGGCCUACAAUAUGAGAUCGCCUGUUGCGGCAGAUGCUGAAAACAUUGAACGCAAUUUGAAGAUCCUGGUGGCAAUAAAGCGAGUUGAGGACGAACUGAUUAUAGUCGACAGCAUGGAUUUUGCAAAGAAAAAGCUUCUGAACGAAACGUUGGGCGAUGCUUCAUGCAAACUGUACAAUUAUGGCAAAGCGAUCGACUACUACUUGAAAAUGUUGGACUGCGCUGAACGAAACGGGGAAAGCGGGCGGCAAUUGGUGCCGAUCUAUGUGAGCCUCUACCAGACCUACAAAGACAACAAACAGUACAAGGAAGCACUCCAAUUUUUGUGGAAGGAAUACGAUCUAAUACAGGAUGAGCCAAAGGAGGCUUAUAACACACUUCUGAGUAUUAGUGAGAUUUAUGAAAUGCAGAAACGAUCCUGCUUUGAAAUUGAAGACAUGUACCGUCGAGUGCGGUUGGAAGCGCAAAAACUGCAAUCACUGUCUUUGCAACGUGCUCCUUUGAAGCGAUGCGUUGCUAUGCUGAAGAAAAAUGACAUGGACCUCAUGGCGGAGAACCUGGAAAAGGAAGCAGCUGAUCUGGGUAUUGAUCUUACACUAGCAGACGAUGCCAACUUAACUGACGACUCUGAUGAUGAACACGAUGAAAGCACUAUCGACACUCCCGACAUUGGAAACGAUGUGAAUUUGGAUGAGCUCAGCGAUUCGGAUGAAGAUCAACCAAGGUCAAACAAUCAAGCAGAAAAACAGACAGAUUCGAGAUCAACUCGAAGGCGCGGUUUGUCUUUUCAAAUAAAACGCAACAAUAAGGGAGAAACGCAACUGCAUCAGGCUUGUAUCAACGGGAAUAAGUUGUUGGUUCAAAAACUUCUAGAGCAAGGUCACCCGGUGAACCUCCGAGAUCACGCAGGAUGGCUUCCAUUGCACGAAGCGUGCAAUAAAGGUGAAAAGGAUAUUGUCGAAAUGCUUUUGGAUAAAGGUGCUCAUAUCAACGAUAAAGGUGGUACUAGUUGUGAUGGGAUUACUCCGCUGUAUGAUGCUUGCUCAAACGGAAACUUGGAAGUAAUCGAACUUUUAUUGGAUCGAGGGGCAAAUUGUUUACUCCGCACCGACUCCGGUGACACAACCCUGAAUGUUUUGGAAAUAUGGUUUGAAUCGGUCCGGAAAAAACUUCCGAGCGAAAGCAUAGUGUUUUACAACGCCAUUCGUGAUCGCAUCGUUAGCUGUUUCGAUAAGGUUGGCAUCAAACCAACAUCAGGUAGAACUAUUCCUGACUCCAUAGAAAUGAAUAUAGAAACAACUCGCUCAACACGGCGACAACCAAAUCGGGUGAUUCGUCCGGAUUCCGAUUCCGAAAUACUUUCUGUUCCCUCGCAAAGCACUUCAAAGACGCCAAUUCGCAAGCGACCACCCAAAAAUCGAUUGGAUUCAUCCGACGAGGAGCAAGAAAAUGGUCAAGGUCGCUCCUUCCGGGAAAGAGCCACACGUCGACAAAACGACGUCGUCGACGACUACCGUAGUACCAUUCAAGUAUUGCGGAAGGGAAACACGGUGCGGGCUCAGAUCGUAUCCCCUCUCAAAGAUCCCAAUCCAGGACCAAGUAAACGUGGCGCCUUUCUGCGCAACGAUGAAAUCGGUGACGAUUGGCUGAUCGAUGAUCUGGGCCCGAGUAAAAAACGGCAAAAAUUUCAUUCGGAAAAAGACUACGUCGAAACUUCGAAGCGAACUCCCAAACGAAACAACAAUCGUGAAAGCAGCCCACCGGCGCAAACUCCUCCCGUGUCUGCUCGGGCAGCAGUGUCAGCUGUUUUAGAUUUCGAUUCUGAAGAACCUGAACUCGUGAGCAUGCCGCCAGUCGCGCGAAACGGUCGUUCGUCUUCGGAGGAAAAAGAACCGGAUGCUUAUCAGAUUUUGAUGAAUGCUUCCGGUCGAAGCUUCAGCCGAAAACGAUCCUCGCAGUCUAAACUUUCCCGUCGGUCAUCAACCGGAAGCAAUAGUAAUCAGAUAUCACUGCUGGAAGCGGGUUUCGAGAAAUCCAAUCGUUCGGUCACUCCGCCUUUGGAGAUGGUAGUCUCAAGGGGCAGCAUCGAGCAAGCAGCACCAGAAACUCCGAGCAAAUGCACUCCGACGAAUAUCAUUCGAGUGCUCGUCGAGAGUGAGCCCAUUGAUGUGAGUUAUGAUCCAGAGCAGCUUUCAAAAUUGAGUGUGGAUUGGUUGGUCCAGCAAGUGACUAAGCGCUUCGUAAUCAAAAAUGGAAAGAAACCAAUAUUGAAGUUGCUUCGGUCGAAUGAGGAUCUGUGCCAGGAUACUGACCCUCUUACGAGUCUGCUGAGUGCCUUUGAUUCAACCGUAAACGCGUACCUGAUUGGGUUUGAAUCGUUGAAGGCAGAUGAGUUCUAUGCGGAUUGCUGCGAGGAAGCCAAUUUAGAUCCCAUAUUCGACCUUUUGGAAACUCUCAAAUAUAUGAAUAUAAACGGCCGAUUCGCAGUCAGAGGGGACAUAUUUGAAGGCCAAACCCCACAAUGGGAUAUCCUCUUCCGAGCGCUUUCCACUGAUGAUCGUCUUCAGGAUCUUAAUCUCUCACAUAACAAAAUCACCGAUACCAUGCUUGUUGAUCUCGGCAGGAGGCUGCCCAACAUUAAUCACUUAAUGACACUAAACUUAUCGUUGAACGCAAUCACUUACAACGGAUUGUACUUCUUGCAAGCGCUGAACGACCAAUCGCGGUUAACUGAGCUGGACCUCAGUAGAAAUCCGCUUCAGGACUCAUGCUUAUCUGUGCUGAGCCCACUGACACGGCAGCUUAAGCAGUUGAAAAUUCUUCGGCUAGUAUCCACAGCCAUCAGGAACCUCACUUUCUCGACUCCACCUGUCGACAUCGCUAACCUCCAUGUGUUCGACGUAUCGGAAAACAAACUCAACAAGUCGUCCAUCGAGUUUCUUUUGACCAAGCUGAACACAAGGAUCACCACCGAGCUAAACCUCAGGGCAUUGGGCUUGCUGCCGGAUUUCACACCUGCCCUUAUCGUAGUAUUUAAAACCAACAACUUCGACAUGCUGCAAUCGCUGGACCUGCAAUGCUGUGACUUGACCGACUCGGAUCUAAGCGCAAUCAUGUGUUCGUUGCAAAGUACAGCUGAUAAAUUAAGAAGCCUGAACGCAUCAUUCAACCAUAGGCUCACGAAGGAGGGUUUGAUUGCAAUUUUUAAGAAUUUCACGCGUCGAUCGCUAGUGGUUAAACUAAGGCAAAAUCCUUCGAUACUAAAAGACUUCGAUGCGGAGCAAAUGUUAAGUGCUAUUGAGCACAAUCCGGACAAUUUCUACCCCACGCAGCUGGAACUGAUGCUGCCUUUGCGAAUCACGGAAGAAAAAUUAGAGGUCCUCCGGCAGCAGCUAAGGGUGUUCUGGGAGAAAUUAUGGCACGAUAGGUCCAUCAUAAUUGUAGGAAAAAACACGAUCGAAUUGUCUACAAGAAGUGAUAGUCUACUGUAGUUUUUUUAGUAUAUUUGUUUUAGUAAUUAUUGUUGUUCGGUGUGUAGACGCAUUGAUUUCAAUUUUGGAUGUAUGGGAUGGAAUGCAUAGGUUGUAAUUCUCAUAAUAUUCAUUUGAAUGAACAAUAUUAAUUCUUUUAAUAGUCGCACAAAACAAUAGAAAACAUUUUUGUAAUACAAUUGUGAAACCCGAUAGAGAAAAUGUAUUAUUGUAUAUAUUGUAAUAUUAGUAAAUCAUUCAACAUAAGUAAA
Armigeres subalbatus is the source of this 4696-nucleotide messenger RNA. Its product is annotated as tonsoku-like protein. Gene Ontology annotation, biological process: replication fork processing; double-strand break repair via homologous recombination. The coding region runs from base 138 to 4445 and encodes 1435 amino acids. NCBI's taxonomy places the organism in Eukaryota, Metazoa, Arthropoda, Insecta, Diptera, Culicidae. The transcript is spliced from 5 exons. The record is from RefSeq and is a predicted model, not a curated record. Gene Ontology annotation, cellular component: nuclear replication fork. Gene Ontology annotation, molecular function: protein binding.